AGUGCGCCCCCCUUGACAACUCACCACCAACAAUUCACCUCAAACCCUUCUAACAACUCCCCGUUCACCACCAGUUAAAACAGUAACUUUAACGAACACUCAAGGAGUUAUUACAAAGUAAUUUACCAAUCACAACGUCUCACUAUGAGUAAAGAAAUCACACGCGUUAUUAUUUAAAAUUAAACUUUACUUUAUUGACACCGUGACCGAACGCCCGGUGGCCUAGGCGCUCCCCCGCGGGGGGUUUCUCGCUCAUUUUUGGGGCCAAACUUCUAGGCAAGACCGUAGGCUUCGCUCGAGGGCCUACGCGCUCUCCUCUCCGGGUUCAAUGGACACGGACGCGGACGGACGGGCGCCUCUGCGGGAGGGCAAGGAAGCCUCCCUGCUACCGUGGGACCGCUUCGCAGCCUGGGCCAGGGCGAUUUGUGUGGUCACGUUCGACCUGGAGCUCGGCCAGGCGAUGGAGCUCACGUACCCGCCCCACAUUCAGCUGACCGACAAGGAGAAAACCAACAUUUGUUACUUAUCAUUUCCAGACUCUAAUUCAGGUUGCCACGGCGACACGCAGUUCUGCUUUCGAAUCCGGCAGAGCCCGAGCCGGAAAUCCCCUGCUACCGCCCGGGGCGGCUGGGUGGAUGGCGACGCGCCUGGCAUGCUGAGGAGGGACCCCACUCACUACUAUGGCUACGUGUACUUCAGGCAGUCCAAGGACAAGUCACUACGCAGAGGGUACUUCCAGAAGUCGCUGGUGCUGCUGAGCCCGCUGCCGUAUGCAGGUUUGUUCGACGCGAUUCUACGCACUGUCGCUCCGGGCUUCUUCGAGAAGGCGGAGCCCUUCCUGGAGGCUGUGUGCAACGACAUGGACCAGUGGCCUCUGCCGGUGGCCGGGCAGACGCUGAGCCUGCCCAUCAUGGGCACCGUCAUACAGGUUCGCAUCCCGUCGCGGCAAGACAAGCCCGGCGCGGCCUUCUUGCACGCCACGCAGGAGAACCUCUACGCCGUCUCCACGGUGUUGCCCAGCGUCCACCAGCCCGACCUCUACCGGAGUUUCCGCCCCGUGCUGCCGCACGUGCAGAUGCUGUGGGAACUCGUGCUGUUGGGGGAGCCUCUGGUCGUCAUGGCAACCUCUCCUGCCGACACGGCACAGGCAGUGCUCGCCCUCGUCAGCUGUAUCGCCCCGCUCACGUACUACAGCGACUUCCGUCCAUACUUCACCAUCCACGACAGCGAGUUCCAGGAGUACACGACUCGCACACAGGCUCCGCCCCCCGUGAUCCUGGGCGUGACGAACCCGUUCUUCGCUAAAACCCUGCAGCACUGGCCCCACAUCAUCCGCCUGGGCCAUGUCAGCAGCGACGGCGAAGUGGGGAAGUCGGUGAAGGUGAAGAAGCAGGUGAAGCUGAAAACGCUGGACAGUGAGCCAGGUGUGUACACGGCUUACAAACCCUUCCUCAGUCGGGACAAAGCUAUCCUCAGGGAGCUGGAGAAGGGAGAGCCCCAGACACGGCCGCCCUCAGCUCAGAACUCGGUUUUGCGACGGCAGCUGCUGGAACUCACACAGAGCUUCAUCAUCCCUCUGGAGCGGUACGUGGCGAGCUUGAUGCCCCUGCAGAAAAACAUCACCCCCUUCAAGAGCCCCCCUCCUCUGGGCCCAUUUGAGGCGGAGGACUUCAUCCGCACGCUGGAGAAGAAUGGCCCACAGCUCACGUCGCCCAUCAAGGGGGACUGGACGGGGUUCUAUCGACGCUUCCUGCGCUCCCCCAACUUUGCGGGCUGGCUGCGCGAGCGCCACGGGGACAUGCGGCUCAAGCUGGAGGCCGUGCACAUGGACAUGAUGGCCAACGCGGACCUGAGUGGCUGGGUGCGAGGGCGCAGCGAGGUGGAGUCGGUUGACUGGGUGAUCAAGCUCCGUGAGAAAAUGGCACACGUGACCCAGGCACAGGUGAGCGUGGGAGCGCAGACGCUGGUGAAGCUGCGCGCGCACGUGGACGCCAUCAUCUCGUCGCUGCCGCCCGACCUGCAGAGCGUGCUGGGCAGCGGCGGCUAGGGCGCGGCAGCGGCGCCAGCUGCGUCCCCUCGUCCCUACGCGUCUCAUCUCAUCUUCCAUGUCUCCCUCCUACGUCUCUCAUGCUCGUGUCUCCACGUCCUCCAAGUCCCCACGUCGUUGUGUCUCCUCGUGUCCUCCCUCAUCUCCUGCGCACCCACGUCUCCCACGUCUCUCGUCGUCUCCGCGUCCCCACGUCUCCCCGUACCUGUCCCGCAUCUUGCCUUGUCCAUUAGCCGGUGGUGGGAAUCGCUGUUUGCCCAUCGAGUUGAAACGCGGAGCGGCGAUGCUGGCAGGGACGGCGCUGGGCUGAGCCGGGCCGGUCUCGGCUGCUCCUAGUGUUCUUAUCAUUAGUUGUGUACAUAUACAAAGAUAGCGGUCCCCCCUGUAGCCUUAACGCAUUGUUUGGGACAAGUGCUGUUAUUGAUCACCUAUAAAGCCCGGCACAGCACGUGAGAGGGUGGUCAGUGCCAUGCCCGGCCGCCUUUGUCUCCCUAGUGACAAUGUUUACAUAUCUCACCAGGCACUGUACUCAUGUGAGGCUGAGUCGACCUAGGGAAGGCUCAGGACCAGUUCAGAUAAUCGCCAAUGUGUACAUAAUACACACAUACAAGUGCAUAUAGACAUGCACGUACACACACGCUGACUGAUGCCCACUUGCAGGCCGGUGCAGUAAACGCGCACAGGGACAGCUGCCACUGGGAGGGGGGGGGGGGGUCCCGUAGGUUAGACUACAGCAGGUCCAUUGUAAUGUUUAAGAUGGUAUGUGAUGAAAGGUGCUUUUAAGUUCCCGAGGGAUUUAAGCACGUGCCCUGUACAUUGCAUGUGCAGCAAUACCUCGGUGUACGUCGGGGAUGCGUUCCUCAAAAGUAUGACGACAAAUAUCGAAAUGACGUCAAAGCAAUUUACAGAGUAGGUUGAAGCGAAGGCUGAGGGGCGACGAAGAUGAGGAAUGACGGACGAUGCUGUUAGCGACGUGUGGGUUGAGGUGACGCAAAUCGGCGAGCAGUGUUCACAAAGUGACGACGUGUUUGCCAGAGGACGUAAAAGGGGGAGACGUAAAUCGGGGUAUCGCUGUACAUACACUCAGAGCCCUCCCAUGGGUCCACUGCGAAUUGGAGCGACGGCCCCGGGCCCCGCGCUUUGGGGGGCUCCCCGCGCUUCGACAUCAACGGUGUCGGAUGUAAUAAUGAAGGCGUCGAGAGGGCCCACAGUGGGAUUUUCCCCGGGUCUCGCACCCCCCUAUGGACGGCCCUGCGUACACGGACACGCGCGCGCGAUUCUCACACGUUGCGAUCGCACGGAUUGCCACGGAUGGAUGUGCGGUCGCGAUUCCUUCGUCUGGUUAGCAUUGUAGCGCCACUCGUGGCCGAACCGAUGGGAUUUAAUCGAUGGAUUGGCGUCGUCGCUGCGGUGGUUUCGCAAGGCUCGUACAUAAAAACUGAGAAACGGUGUUACGGGAAACAUUUCAUUCAGAACCAAACUGCCGCCGGACAAUAACUGAAAUCGCUUUUGGAUUCCCGCGCGGAUCGUGAAUGAGAUGAGAAUGAGUGAACAGGUUCAGUGAGCCCAUAGAAAUGAAAAUGCAUUCGUCGACAUGAUAGCGCUUGUGUUGUAGAGAAAGGGCCCUUAUCCGAAACGUCGCCUAAAUAUAUUUAUUGUUUUAAGGCCACAGAGAUGUUGACAAACGUGUUGCGGUAUUUGUUGUUGCUAUUUGUGUGCCACUGCCGACUCAGCAGCAGAAGCAGCAUUACUUUUACGUGAGCAAAUAGAACCAUGAUGAAUCACGUUGCAUAUGUAUCGUCGGUACAGAAAGUCCUCGUUUAAACGUAGUAGGCGCGUUCCGGAAAAGUGCCGCGUGAAGCGAAAAAAAUUUCCCCAGAAAUAAUGUUGAUGAUAAAGAUUUUGGCGACAUUACCGUGUUACGCACAAUGUGAUGGCCGGGACCAUUAACCGAGGGUUCGCCACCGCGUUGCUCUAUCGCUCCGCGUUCUGUAUCAUACCGCUCAGCCGCGCAGCUCCAAAAAGUAGUUGGUCGUCAACCACGUUAUAAACCGCAUUAUAACGGUGCACGUUGCAGGAUUAAGUGUUCCCUAAUGGAAGAACCGCUGUUGUAGCGAAAAAGGCGUUAUCGUGUGACCACCGCGCGUUAAGCGAGGACUUGCCGUCCGUGUCACUAAUCCAUUACUGUUGACGCCCAUUGUAACGAUGACUGGUGCUGCCUGUGUAAGGCCGAGUGGUUGUUGCCCUGUAAGGGGCUCUUGGCGAACUGAAUAAAGACGGCCGCCCACACGCACAGCCCCGGCUGCUCGUCUGCUCCUCUGCUCCUGGCCCAAGGCUGGCUGUGUGGGGCGGUCUUUCUAAAAGGUC
Lethenteron reissneri (Far Eastern brook lamprey) is the source of this 4414-nucleotide messenger RNA. RefSeq names its product DENN domain containing 6A (gene DENND6A). NCBI's taxonomy places the organism in Eukaryota, Metazoa, Chordata, Hyperoartia, Petromyzontiformes, Petromyzontidae. Gene Ontology annotation, cellular component: recycling endosome. Gene Ontology annotation, molecular function: guanyl-nucleotide exchange factor activity. The record is from RefSeq and is a predicted model, not a curated record.